AUGUUUCGCUUACCUAAGCGGUACCCCAGAUUUUUCCUUCAAUACAGAUUCGGUGUCAUGUCUCUCAAACAACAAAAGGAGAAUUUCGUCACAGGCUUGACCGGAGGAUCUGUCCCGGAGAUCUACUGGGUCACCCUGGUGGCAUUGAGUGGGUAUCUUGCCUACAACAUGAUCAGAAGCACCAGCAGAAAUAUACCGUUUGUUGUAGAUUUUUCACUUCAAGUGGUUGCCAUUCUUUUGGCUGUAACGUUGUAUUGCAACAUCAUUGGUACACUCCAUGGAUUAGUAUUGGGUCCUGCAGUGUUGGUGAUGUUUUCAGGGGCACCCAAGAAAACUCAAAAGAGUAAAAGUGUCAAUUCGAGUAACGAGCUCUUACCACAAAAGCCAUUUUUGACAGCCUAUCGAGCACAAAUGCUCAUUUUGACGAAUAUUGCUAUAUUAGCAGUUGACUUUAAAGUGUUUCCCAGGAGAUUUGCAAAGGUGGAGACAUGGGGGACGUCUAUGAUGGACAUUGGUGUGGGAUCGUUUGUGUUCAGUAUGGGGCUUGCAAGUUCACGGUUACUUAUCAAGCAAAUUUUACAACAAAACUACAAACGAGGCAGUUACGUAGGGUUGGUUUUCCGCAGUAGUGUGAAAGCUAUGCCUGUUUUGGGACUAGGACUUGUGAGGUUGAUCAGUGUCAAAUCAUUGGAGUACCAAGAACAUGUUACUGAAUAUGGAAUCCACUGGAACUUUUUCAUUACCCUUGGGUUUUUGCCCAUAUGUUUGGCGUUCCUCAAUCCGGUCAUAGAGAUCAUUCCUCGAGUUUUUCUUGCGUUUUUUGUGACCAUAUGCCAUGAGGUUGCAUUGCAAAAAGGCUUGCAACAAUUUGUUUUGCGAAGCGAUAACAGAAUGGACAAUCUUGUCACCAUGAACAAGGAGGGAAUAUGUUCCUUACCCGGUUACUUUAGUAUUUUCUUGUUCGGACAGUGUUUUGGGUACUUUGUAUUGCCUGGUCGGAAGACUCGUAAUAACCUCUUUGGCGCCUCUCAAGGAAGCACACAAACAAAGUGGACGGUCACUACAAACCAAGGGUUGAUUAUUGCUACUUUGGUGUCUCAUGGGUGUUUUUGGUACUGUCAAAACUCUUUUUUGGUAAGUCAAGUGUCUCGAAGACUUGGUAAUAUUUCCUAUGUUAUGUGGGUGGUUUCGUACAAUUCGUCAAUGCUUCUUGCUUACCAUUGGAUUAACCAAGCAUUUCCAAAUGCCUCUAUGUCUCCAAUUCUACAAGCUAUAAACAAAAACGGGUUGGCGAUUUUUUUGCUUGCAAAUGUUACCACUGGUGUUGUAAAUAUGACGAUUAAUACGUUGGAAUGUGGGUCAAUUUGUGCGGUUGCAAUACUUGCGGUGUAUGGACUUUCGUGGGUUGUGGUGGCGAUAAUCCUUGAGAGAAGGAAAAUCUAUAUUAAGUUGUAA
This is a messenger RNA of Meyerozyma guilliermondii ATCC 6260, 1455 nucleotides long. It is a transcript of the gene GWT1, whose product is annotated as glucosaminyl-phosphotidylinositol O-acyltransferase. The record is from RefSeq and is a predicted model, not a curated record. Gene Ontology annotation, biological process: GPI anchor biosynthetic process; protein localization to plasma membrane. NCBI's taxonomy places the organism in Eukaryota, Fungi, Ascomycota, Pichiomycetes, Serinales, Debaryomycetaceae. The coding region runs from base 1 to 1455 and encodes 484 amino acids. Gene Ontology annotation, cellular component: membrane; endoplasmic reticulum. The transcript has a single exon. Gene Ontology annotation, molecular function: glucosaminyl-phosphatidylinositol O-acyltransferase activity.